Molecule: messenger RNA, 1729 nt
Organism: Sander lucioperca (pikeperch)
Lineage: Eukaryota; Metazoa; Chordata; Actinopteri; Perciformes; Percidae
Product: dynein regulatory complex subunit 4-like
Exons: 11
Coding region: 156-1499 (447 amino acids)
Biological process (GO): flagellated sperm motility
Cellular component (GO): motile cilium; microtubule; Golgi apparatus
Molecular function (GO): microtubule binding; small GTPase binding
Source: RefSeq, a predicted model, not a curated record
UCACAGGUCCUGUGUUGCUAUGGCAACGCAUGUUUGAGACUCUAGUCUUGAUAGAUUUCUCUGAGUUUAGCUAAGUGCUUACUGGUGUGCUAGCUAGCUUGUCAAAACUACCGAAACGUUGCCCGUCUACACGUGUUAUUUGCGCAAUAUAUACGAUGCCUCCCAAAAGCAAAGGCUCAGGUAAAAAGCCUCCUAAAGCAAGAACGCCCACACUGAUAGAUGGCCUUACCAAGGAGGAGAUGUCCAAGGAGCAGCUGGAAGAGCACAUUGUGCGCCUUCGAGAGGAGCUGGACAGAGAGAGGGAAGAGAGAAACUACUUUCAGCUGGAGAGGGACAAGAUCCAUACCUUUUGGGAGAUCACAGAUAGACAACUGGAGGAGGUCAAGGCUGAACGGAAAAACUUUGAUAAGGACAUUGAAGAGGAUGAGGGGCGUCACCAAGUAGAGAUCAAAGUGUAUAAACAGAAGAUGAAGCAUCUCCUGUGUGAGCACCAGAACAUGAUCUCUGAGUUGAAAGCAGAUGGUUUAGUCUCUGCUCAGGUGGUGCAGAAAGAGCAAGAAGAAUUAGAGACUCAGCUUCAAAAGGACAUGAGGGCCAUCAUGGUCGACAUGCAGGAGCUCGACAAUGAAAACCUUGUCAAGGAGCUUGAACUGAAACAUAAUGAAGAAAUGACUGAAACAAGGAGCAUCUGGAUGAAGCAACUCGCAGAAAUCCAAACCAAGUAUGAGAAGAAGAUGGAGUUGCUGCCACAAGAGCUGGACAACAUGAGAAAAAAUGCGACCAUUGAGAGAGAGGAUCAUUGGAGCAGCCACAUCAACACUCUUAUAGAAGACCACGACAAAGCUUUCAGUGAUGCUCAUGCACUUGUUAAUCACAUGCAACAGGACUUGGAUAUGAGUGAUUCACUCAAGGCACAAAUUGAAGAGAUGAACACGAAACAGAAGGAGAAGGAAAAGGACCUGGUUCGUCUUUUGCAGGAUAACAAAAGUCUUGCUGAGCUGCUCUCAAAAGUCGUAGACGAAAGUGCAGAAAAUGAGAAAAAAAUGAAAUACUACGCAACUAAAAAGGAUGCCAAAGAAAGGGUAAAAAAAAAGGAGCUGGAUGAUCUGAAAUUGGACUACGAGACACUGGAACAGCAAUUCAGCAAGCUUCAGCUGGAAAGGGACGAACUGUACACGACGUUCACUCAGAAUAUUCAGAAGGUGCAGCAUAAAGCAGGUUUGAAGAGCACGCUGCUGGAAAGGAAGGUGAAGGACCUGACAGACGUCCUGGAGAAGACGCAGGCUCAGCUUUUCUCGGUGCUUUCUGCCUCUAACAUGGACCAAACUGCUCUUGAUGGUGUCACUAACAAAAUUGAGGAAAAGCUUGACUCCAGUAAUAAAUCCAUCAAGAACUUGCAGUAUAAAAAAGCUCAGAUUGCCCAGGCCCGUAAGGAUUUGCUGCUGACCUACGAAGCAAAGCAAAGGGUUUCUGGUGUCCCUGUGGAGGAGCUUUUUUAAAGCCCUUUGAGAGCAGUCUUGCUGGGAAAAUUCAGUAACAACACUUGGAUCUUGGGUUUCCCCCAAAAUGAGAACCAAUGAAUCCAAAGACUGAACCAUUUAUGGCAAAUCUCAUUUUGUUUUGCAUUUGAUCUCAUUAGAAUCUGACAUACGUUUCUCAUAUUUUCCUUUGAUACAGAUGUUGAUGUUCGCUAACACAAAAAUAACAACAUGAAAUAUUGCUUUCUCUA